AUACACAUCACUAAGAUUAAGAACAACAACACAACGAAAAACCACCGUAAACUGUUAUUUAUUUUGUUGAAUAAAUCGGACGCGGUUUUGGACAGGUAAACUUUCGUGGUCCUCAGAAUAAACCCCGGGCAGUUCGAUGGAUACGCCCUUAAAACGUAGGCAAACUGCCAGAUAGUGGAUUGCAAAAUGUAUGUACACAGCGAGAGGGCGUUGGAAUUAUAAACAAAUAAGAACCGAAUUUUAUUGCUGGCCGCAGAAUGUAGAGGAAGUCAAGGUGUGUCCAAAUCGGGGGUGAUGAGUGGUUCCUGCGGAUCGAUGGCUUUAGCGAUUUCCUAUGAUUGCGAGGCCCAUCUAAACUAAUACAAACCAAAGGUGUAUGGGAACUUAUCUAAAAGUAGCAAAUCAAAUCAAAAAAAAAAGAAUCUAAAUACCGUAAAUUACGUAGAGCAUUAACCCUAGAAGUAAAGCAAAACGCAGCUGGUGCCGGUGUCCCCCAAGGAGAGAUCCCCAAAAGUAUUGUAACAGCAAGUAAAUAAUAACGAAAAAAAACAAAUGGUACGCAGCAGACGCAGUGUGUCCAAGGAAGAUGCUGUCUCUCUGCUCACGGACAGCGGGAUCUCGUUGUCCUCGCCGCCGGCGGCGAGGGAAUCUUCUCCAGCGCUCACCCAUUCGAUCAAGCGGCGAAAGAGCAGCUUGGCCAGCUUGCGAAAUGCCUGUGCGGAGGAGGAUGAGGAAGACGGCGGCGAGCAGGACUCCAAGGACGCCGACUACGUGCAGCCCCUGGCGAAGAAGUCGGCCCGCAAGGGUGAGCCGGUGAAGAGGAAGCACCACGUCUGCAGCCACUGCUCCAAGGAGUUCGGCGGCAAGACCGAUCUGCAGCGUCACAUGCUCAUCCACUCGGACGAGCGGCCACACAAGUGCAAGGACUGCGGCAAGAGCUACCGCCAGGCGGUCAACCUCAAGAACCACAUCACCACCGCCCACGAGCACCGCAAGCAGUUUGCCUGCUCCCAGUGCCCCAAGUCCUUCGCCCUCAAGGAGCGCCUGCGCCUCCAUAUGCGCCUUCACUCUGGCGAGAAGCCGUAUCCGUGCGCCCUCUGCGAUAAGAAGUUCGCCCGGGGAGGCCAGCUGCAGCAGCACAUGGUUUCUCACCACAAGACGAGCAUCCAGCAGUUCAACUGCACCAAGUGCUCGGCCAGCUUCUCAACUAACGCCAAUCUCCGAGUGCACAUGGAGCGCCACGAGCAGGGCAUGGAGCACCGGUGCGGCAUCUGUGAGAGCCAGUUUGCCAACGAGCUGGCCCUGCGAGCCCACAUCAACCAGGAGCACCACAAGCUGACGCAGUUCGAGUGCGAGAUUUGCCACAAGAUGAUCGAGCCGGACGAGGAUCUGGCCACCCACAUGCAGAAACACGCGGCGGUCAAGACGCACGUGUGCGAGGUGUGCAACACGUACUUCACCCAGAAGAGCCAGUACAAUGUCCACAUGCGGAUGCAUACGGGAGAGCGGCCCUACCAGUGCAGGAUCUGCCACCAGACCUUCGCCCAUUCCAGCGUUCUAAAGCUGCACAUUCGGAAGCACACGGGCGAGAAGCCCUUUCGCUGCCAACUCUGCGAGGACGACGUGGCCUUUUCGCAGCUGGCGCACCUUAAGAACCACAUGAAGAAGAUUCACAAACAGCAGAAGCCUUACAUGUGCGAUGGCUGCCACGAGUUCUUCAAGAUCAAGGUCGAAUUGCAGGCGCACGCGGAGCAGUGCGCCAAGUGUCCUGCGGGUGGAGACGAGUCUGCCGGCAGUCAGUCUGAAGACGCCCAGGUCCUCUCAACCAUUCGAUUUAACAUGGCAGUGGUGCUGAAGAAGAUUAGCUCCGCUCAGAAGCUGCGCCAGUUGGGUUACGAGAAGCGUCUGAUCGAUAAUGUGAUCAUUGCAUCCCUAAAGCUGGCUCAACGACCCUCGCACGACGAUGCCACGAUGACGCCUUUGGCCAGGCUCCGGAUGAAUGUGGAGGAGUUCCUCAAAUGGAUUGUGCCAGCACCUACAAUGAAGAAAUUCAGCGAAGAAUUAUUGUCGAUUGACACGAUUCUUGACAAGAUUGCCACCAUGUACAUGAAGCAGAAGUAGAAAUCAGGAGUUGCUAAUCAACGCAAAAUGGAAGUGUGCCAUAGGAUGAUUUGUAGAACUAGUUCUUGCCAUUUAGUUUAGUGUCUAGUAACCCAAAGUUGCAGAACGAAACCCAACCAAAUAACUUAUCCCAAAGAUACAUAUUUACUUUGCAGUACUGAUCAUAUUCAUGACUUAAUUUACUUUAAUCCCAAUUUUGCUGAUACCAAAAAGAAUGUAUUUUGAAAAAUGAA
Messenger RNA from Drosophila takahashii, 2354 nucleotides. NCBI's taxonomy places the organism in Eukaryota, Metazoa, Arthropoda, Insecta, Diptera, Drosophilidae. The record is from RefSeq and is a predicted model, not a curated record.